Molecule: messenger RNA, 16425 nt
Organism: Pelmatolapia mariae (spotted tilapia)
Lineage: Eukaryota; Metazoa; Chordata; Actinopteri; Cichliformes; Cichlidae
Product: mucin-2-like
Exons: 44
Coding region: 1-16425 (5474 amino acids)
Cellular component (GO): extracellular matrix
Molecular function (GO): protein binding
Source: RefSeq, a predicted model, not a curated record
AUGAGGGGGAGUUCGGUGGGGUUGUGUUUCCUUGCUUUGACUAUAGCCCAUGUCACUGAGAUCCAAGCUGGACUGGUCCGCAACCAUGUGAGCAGCAUCUGUAGCACAUGGGGCAGGGAGCACUUCAAGACGUUCGAUGGUGAUGUGUACCAGUUUCCUGGCAUGUGUGAAUACAACCUGGUCUCCGACUGCCAUGACACCUUCCCGGAGUUCUCUGUGCACAUGAAGAGAAAGGAAAUCGAUGGAAACCCGACAGUCAGUUAUGUGGUGGUCACCAUCAGCGAUUUUGCAUUUCACCUCAGCAAGGAUGUGGUCACUGUGAACGACCUGCCCGUCAAACUUCCACAUUACCAGGCCGGAGUACAAGUGGAAAGAAAUGCAGUCUACAUCAAGCUCCAGUCCAAAGUUGGCAUCAUUGUCAUGUGGAACCUUGAUGAUGCAGUCAUGGUGGAAAUUGAUAAUGAUUACACUAACUACACUUGUGGACUUUGUGGAGAUUUUAACGGUGUUCCAGUUUACAAUGAGUUCCUCCUUGAUGGUCGGAAAAUCAGCCCCAUUGAGUUUGGCAACAUACAUAAAGUCCAUCGUCCAAAUGAUGAUUGUGAGGACCCAUAUGAAGAGGAAGAUGUGUCACAGAAAGCUAUGAAUGUGCCAGAGUCAUGCAAAGAGUUUCAAAACACGUGUGAAGAGAUGCUGCAUGCAGAAACCUGGAGCUCCUGCACCAAACUGAUUGACCCUGAGCCUUACAUUCAGGCCUGUGUGCAGGACAUGUGUGGCUGUACCAACCAUUCAGAUGACUUUUGUGUCUGCAGCACACUCUCUGAGUUCUCUCGACAGUGUUCCCAUGCAGGAGGGGAGCCUCCCAACUGGAGGACUUCUGAGUUCUGUGCCAAACAUUGCCCAUUCAACAUGGUUUAUGAAGAGAGUGGAUCCCCUUGUGUGGAUACCUGCACGCAUCAAAACACAAGCUCAUUCUGUGAAGACCACAAAAUGGACGGCUGCUUCUGUCCUCCUGGAACCGUGUUCGAUGACAUUUCCAUGAGGGGGUGUAUUGCUCAGUCUGAAUGCCAGUGCAAGCAUGGAAAAAUCUAUGAAUCUGGUGAAGUUUACAGACAGGAGCGAGAGGAAUGCACGUGUUUUGAGGGUAGAUGGGCUUGUGAAAGUCUUUCAACACCUUCUACAUGUGCGGUUGAAGAAGGUUCACAUGUAACCACCUUUGAUGGGAAAGACUUCACCUUCCACGGAGACUGUUACUACACCCUGGCCAAGGUGAAAAGAAAGGAUGAUGCAAGCCCUAAGUUUACCAUCCUGGUCCAACUGGUACCAUGUACACACGAAGAGUAUGACACUUGUCUGAAGACCAUCAAAAUCCUGCUGAACAAUGACAGAAACAAUGUGUUAACAUUCACUGCUGAUGGCACAGUAAAGCAGAAUAUGCAGAGUAUCAAUUUGCCGUACUUCUCAGCGGAUAUCAGUAUAUUCCAUGCUUCGUCCUUUCACAUCAUCCUCCAGACCAGUUUUGGUUUGCAAAUUCAGAUCCAACAUGUGCCCCUCAUGCAAGUUUAUGUCAGCCUGGAGCAGAGCUACAAGGAAAAGACACGUGGGUUAUGUGGGAACUACAACAUGGUCCUGUCUGAUGACAUGAACACUCGUCAGGGAAUUGUGGAGGGAAACGCAGCAGCUUUUAGUAACUCCUGGAAGGCUAGCCAUAUAUGCCAAGACAGAGAAGAAAGACUCGAUGACCCUUGUUCUUUCAGCGUGGAAAAUGAAAAGUAUGCCAAUCACUGGUGCAGCUUACUACGGCAGCCAAAUAGUACCUUUGCAGAGUGCCAUUCUGUGGUGGAUCCUGAGAUUUACUACAAGCGAUGUAUUUAUGCUAGCUGUAACUGUGAGAAGAGCGAGGACUGCCUGUGUGCUGUUUUCUCCUCCUAUGCCAGAGCUUGUGCAUCAAAGGGAGUGUUCUUGACAGACUGGAGAGAGAAUGUGUGCGACAAAUACACCAAGAACUGCCCAGAAUCUCAGACCUUCUCUUACAAACAUCAGAGAUGCCAGCUGACUUGCAGAUCUUUGAGCUUAAAGCAGCAGAGCUGCACCUCUGAUUUCUUGCCUGUGGAUGGCUGUUCCUGCACUGAGGGUCACUACCUAGAUGACAAUGGCAUCUGUGUCCCAGUGGCAAAUUGUCCCUGUUACCAUAAUGAAGUCUAUGUUAAGUCAGGCAAGUCCAUCACCAUCAACAACGAGCGCUGUGUAUGCACUAAUGGAGUUCUUCAUUGCCAUUCUGGGAGAACCCGCAUGUCAACUUGCGCUUCUCCUAAAGAAUACUUCAACUGCUCCACUGCAAGCGCAGGAGUUGUUGGAGUGCAGUGUGUUCAAACUUGUUUAAAUCUGGACAAUGAUGAUUGUGAUGCCACAGAGUGUGAAUCUGGUUGUCGGUGUCCCAGUGGCCUCCUUGAUGAUGGUAAAGGUUUCUGUGUGAAAGAAAGUGACUGUCCAUGCAAACAUGAAGGCCAUCUCUAUGUCUCUGGAACACGAAUACCUAACCAGUGCAACACCUGUACCUGCCAAAGUGGAAAAUGGACAUGCACAGAGAAAAAAUGUCCAGGAACUUGCAUUAUUUAUGGAAGUGGUCACUACACUACAUUUGAUCAGAAAAAAUAUGCAUUUCAAGGACAGUGUGGCUAUAUUGCUGUAAAGAACAACUGUGGCAAUGAAACAGUGCACGACAACUUUGGAGUUAUCAUUGAAAAUGUACCUUGUGGAUCUACGGGCACCACCUGCUCUAAAAAAGUCAGAAUUCAACUGGGGAGAAUGGAAAUCAAACUAUCAAGGGGAAGAUUUGAAGAGGAUGAUCUGGGACAUGGGCCUCUGAUCAAGUACAGAAUAAGGAAGGUUGGCUUGUAUGUGGUUAUAGAAUCUGUCAUCGGUGUGGCAGUGAUGUGGGAUCGCAAAACAGCUGUUCGGAUUCUGCUGGAACCAACACACUUUGGAGAGGUGUGUGGCCUGUGUGGAAAUUUUGAUGGUGAUGGACAGAAUGACUACACCACCCAGGGUCAGCUGGUGGUGAGCAAUCUACUCGAAUUUGCAAACAGCUGGAAAGUUUCUAGCUCCUGUCCAGAUGCGGAGGAGAACAUUGAUCCUUGUGCAGUAACCCCCAGUCGACAUAAGUGGGCAAAAAUGAUGUGUAGCAUCAUAAUUGGAGAAACAUUUAAAGAAUGCCACAGAAAGGUUAGCCCCAUUCCUUUUUAUGAAAACUGUGUGAAAGACUCAUGUGCCUGCGACACUGGGGGAGACUGUGAAUGUUUCUGCACAGCAGUUGCAGUUUAUGCUCAGGCUUGCAAUGAGCAUGAUGUUUGCGUUGCAUGGAGAACUCCAGAGAUCUGUCCUGUCUAUUGUGAUUACUAUAACGGCCCAACGGAAUGCAUAUGGCACUAUAACCCUUGCCACCGUCCAUGCUACAACACCUGCCUGAAUCCAGAAGGCGUAUGUUUCAAUCCGAUACCCACCCUGGAAGGCUGUUAUCCUGUAUGUCCAGAAGAUAAGCCCAUAUUUGAUGAGGAAAACCAAACAUGUGUGGAUGUAUGUCCAGAGCCAAAUACACCUACUCCUCCCACGACCACAACUACAAUGACACAGCCAACUUCCACAACUACACCUCCUACUACAACAACUACAACUACAAGUACCACAACGACUACGAAAAGUACAACCACAAUGUCACUGACUACUUGCAUUCCAGAAUUCAAAUGUGAGUGGUCAGACUGGUAUGAUGUGGAUGAUCCUACGGACAAGAGUGACUGGGAAACAUACAAAAACAUCACAGAUACUGGUCUUCAAAUAUGUAACAAUAUUGAAGAUAUUGACUGUAGAGCAGUAAAUUACCCUGACAAAACAUUUAAUGACUUUGUGGCUGAAACUGGCCAAGUUGUUACUUGUCGAAAGGACAUUGGUUUAAUAUGUAAAGUAGAGGACCAGAUCAGACCACCAAAAAAGUGUUUUGACUACAAGAUCAAAUUAAAAUGUUGCGAUGUGAUAUGUUCAACCACAACAACGUCUCCUACUAAAACUACCACUACAUCUCCAACCACCACCACGACUACAACUACCACUACCACCAUGACCUAUACUCCAACUACCACCAGAUCUUCAACUACAACUACCACUACAACUCAAACUAUAUCUACCACCACAUAUCCAACUACAACUACCACCACGACUCCAACUACCACUACCACAACAUCUCCAACUACUACCAAGACUCCAACUACCACCACAUCCCCAACUACAACGACCACUACGACUCCAACUACUUCUACCACCACAUCUACAACUAAAACUACCACCAAAUCUACAACUGCCACCACAUAUCCAACUACCACCACAUAUCCAACUACCACUACAUGUCCAACCACAACUAACACCACAUCUCCAACUACUACUACAGAGCCAACUACAACCAUAUCCCCAACUACUACCAUGACUCCAACUACCACCACAUCCCCAACUACAACUACAGAGCCAAAUUCCACCACAUCUCCAACUACAAUCACGACUCCAACUACCACCACAUCCCCAACUACUACCACAUAUCCAACCACAACUCCCACUACGACUCCAACUACUACUACAGAGCCAACUACCACCAUGUCCCCAACUGCUACCAUGACUCCAACUACCACUACAUCCCAAUCUACAACUACCACUAUGACUCCAACUACCACCACAUAUCCAACAACUACCACUACGACUCCAACUACUUCUACCACCACAUCUACAACUACUACUACAUAUCCAACUACCACCACAUCCCCAACUACAACUACCACAAUGACUACAACUACCACUACGACAACAUCUCCAACUACUACCACGACUCCAACUACCACCACAUCCCCAACUACAACUACCACCACAUCUCCAACUACAACUACCACUACGACUCCAACUACCACCACAUAUCCAACCACAACUACCACCACAUCUCCAACUACAACUACAGAGCCAACUACCACCAUAUCUCCAACUACUACCACGACUCAAACUACCACCAUAUCCCCAACUACAACUACCACUACGACUCCAACUACUUCUACCACCACAUCUCCAACUACAACUACUACCACAUCUCCAACUACUACUACAGAGCCAACUACCACCACAUCCCCAACUGCUACCACGACUCCAACUACCACGACAUCCCAAACUACAACUACCACUAUGACUCCAACUACCACCACAUAUCCAACAACAACUACCACUACAACUCCAACUACUUCUACCACCACAUCUACAACUACUACUACAUAUCCAACUACCACCACAUCCCCAACUACAACUACCACAAUGACUACAACUACCACUACGACAACAUCUCCAACUACUACCACGACUCCAACUACCACCACAUCCCCAACUACAACUACCACCACAUCUCCAACUACAACUACCACUACGACUCCAACUACCACCACAUAUCCAACCACAACUACCACCACAUCUCCAACUACAACUACAGAGCCAACUACCACCAUAUCUCCAACUACUACCACGACUCAAACUACCACCAUAUCCCCAACUACACCUACCACUACGACUCCAACUACUUCUACCACCACAUCUCCAACUACAACUACUACCACAUCUCCAACUACUACUACAGAGCCAACUACCACCACAUCCCCAACUGCUACCACGACUCCAACUACCACUACAUCCCAAACUACAACUACCACUAUGACUCCAACUACCACCACAUAUCCAACAACAACUACCACUACGACUCCAACUACUUCUACCACCACAUCUCCAACUACUACUACAGAGCCAACGACCACCACAUCCCCAACUACUACCACAUAUCCAACGACAACUACCACUACGACUCCAACUACUACUACAGAGCCAACUACCACCAUGUCCCCAACUACAACUACAACUACGACUCCAACUACCACCACAUAUCCAACCACAACUACCACCACAUCUCCAACUACAACUACAGAGCCAACUACCACCACAUCCCCAACUUCUACCACGACUCCAAUUACCACUACCACCACAUCUCCAACUACAACUGCCACCACAUCUCCAACUACUACUACAGAGUCAACUACCACCACAUAUCCAACUACUGCCACGACUCCAACUACCACUACAAUUCCAACUACCACCACAUAUCCAACCACAACUACCACCACAUCUCCAACUACAACUACAGAGCCAACUACCACCAUAUCUCCAACUACUACCACGACUCAAACUACCACCAUAUCCCCAACUACAACUACCACUACGACUCCAACUACUUCUACCACCACAUCUCCAACUACAACUACUACCACAUCUCCAACUACUACUACAGAGCCAACUACCACCACAUCCCCAACUGCUACCACGACUCCAACUACCACUACAUCCCAAACUACAACUACCACUAUGACUCCAACUACCACCACAUAUCCAACAACAACUACCACUACGACUCCAACUACUUCUACCACCACAUCUCCAACUACUACUACAGAGCCAACGACCACCACAUCCCCAACUACUACCACAUAUCCAACGACAACUACCACUACGACUCCAACUACUACUACAGAGCCAACUACCACCAUGUCCCCAACUACAACUACUACUACGACUCCAACUACCACCACAUAUCCAACCACAACUACCACCACAUCUCCAACUACUACUACAGAGCCAACUACCACCACAUCCCCAACUUCUACCACGACUCCAAUUACCACUACCACCACAUCUCCAACUACAACUGCCACCACAUCUCCAACUACUACUACAGAGUCAACUACCACCACAUAUCCAACUACUGCCACGACUCCAACUACCACUACAAUUCCAACUACCACCACAUAUCCAACCACAACUACCACCACAUCUCCAACUACAACUACAGAGCCAACUACCACCAUAUCUCCAACUACUACCACGACUCAAACUACCACCAUAUCCCCAACUACAACUACCACUACGACUCCAACUACUUCUACCACCACAUCUCCAACUACAACUACUACCACAUCUCCAACUACUACUACAGAGCCAACUACCACCACAUCCCCAACUGCUACCACGACUCCAACUACCACUACAUCCCAAACUACAACUACCACUAUGACUCCAACUACCACCACAUAUCCAACAACAACUACCACUACGACUCCAACUACUUCUACCACCACAUCUCCAACUACUACUACAGAGCCAACGACCACCACAUCCCCAACUACUACCACAUAUCCAACGACAACUACCACUACGACUCCAACUACUACUACAGAGCCAACUACCACCAUGUCCCCAACUACAACUACUACUACGACUCCAACUACCACCACAUAUCCAACCACAACUACCACCACAUCUCCAACUCCAACUACAGAGCCAACUACCACCAUAUCUCCAACUACUACCACGACUCAAACUACCACCAUAUCUCCAACUACAACUACCACCACAUCUCCAACUCCAACUACAGAGCCAACUACCACCAUAUCUCCAACUACUACCACGACUCAAACUACCACCAUAUCCCCAACUACAACUACCACUACGACUCCAACUACUUCUACCACCACAUCUCCAACUACAACUACCACCACAUCUCCAACUACUACUACAGAGUCAACUUCCACCACAUCCCCAAAUACUGCCACGACUCCAACUACCACUAGCACCACAUCUCCAACUACAACUACUACCGUGACUCCAACUACAAGUACCACAACGACUCCAACUAUCACAAGUACAACUCCAAUGUCAUCAACUACUUUCAUUCCAGAAUUCAAAUGUGAGUGGUCAGACUGGUAUGAUGUGGAUGAUCCUACGGACAAAAGUGACUGGGAAACAUACAAAAACAUCACAGAUACUGGUCUUCAAAUAUGUAACAAUAUUGAAGAUAUUGACUGUAGAGCAGUAAAUUACCCUGACAAAACAUUUAAUGACUUUGUGGCUGAAACUGGCCAAGUUGUUACUUGUCGAAAGGACAUUGGCUUAAUAUGUAAAGUAGAGCACCAGAUCAGACCACCAAAAAAGUGUUUUGACUACAAGAUCAAAUUAAAAUGUUGUGAUGUGAUAUGUUCAGCCACAACCACGUCUCCUACUAAAACUACCACUACAUCUCCAACCACCACCGUGACUCCAACCUCCACUACCACCAUGACUCCAACUCCAACUACCACCAGAUCUCCAACUACAACUACCACAACGACUCCAUCUACUACUACCACCACAUCCCCUGCUACAACUACCACAACAACUACAACUACCACAAUGACUCCAACUACCACUACGACAACAUCUCCAACUACUACCACGACUCCAACUACCACCACAUCCCCAACUACAACUACCACAAUGACUACAACUACAACUACCACCACGACUACAACUACCACCACAUAUCCAACUACAACUACCACUACGACUCCAACUACCACCACAUAUCCAACCACAACUACCACCACAUCUCCAACUACAACUACAGAGCCAACUACCACCAUAUCUCGAACUACUACCACGACUCAAACUACCACCAUAUCCCCAACUACAACUACCACUACGACUCCAACUACUUCUACCACCACAUCUCCAACUACAACUACUACCACAUCUCCAACUACUACUACAGAGUCAACUACCACCACAUCCCCAACUACUGCCACGACUCCAACUACCACUAGCACCACAUCUCCAACUACAACUACCACCACAUCUCCAACUACAACUACCGCAACGACUCCAUCUACAACUACCACCACAUCCCCUACUACAAUUACCACAACAACUACAACUACCACCACGACUCCAACUACCACUACGACAACAACUGCAACUACCACUAUGACUCCAACUACCACCACAUAUCCAACAACAACUACCACUAGAACUACAACUACUUCUACCACCACAUCCCCAACUACAACUACCACUACGACUCCAACUACUUCUACCACCACAUCUACAACUACUACUACAUCUCCAACUACCACCAUAUAUCCAACCACAACUACCACCACAUCUCCAACUAGUACUACAGAGCCAACGACCACCACAUCUCCAACUACAACUACCACAACGACUCCAUCUACAACUACCACCACAUCCCCUACUACAAUUACCACAACAACUACAACUACCACCACGACUCCAACUACCACUACGACAACAACUGCAACUACCACUAUGACUCCAACUACCACCACAUAUCCAACAACAACUACCACUACAACUACAACUACUUCUACCACCACAUCCCCAACUACAACUACCACUACGACUCCAACUACUUCUACCACCACAUCUACAACUACUACUACAUCUCCAACUACCACCACAUAUCCAACCACUACUACCACCACAUCUCCAACUACUACUACAGAGCCAACGACCACCACAUCUCCAACUACAACUACCACUAUGACUCCAACUACCACCACAUAUCCAACCACAACUACCACCACAUCUCCACCUACAACUACAGAGCCAACUACCACCAUAUCUCCAACUACUAUCACGACUCCAACUACCACCACAUCCCUAACUACUACCACGACUCAAACUACCACCAUAUCCCCAACAACAACUACCACUACAACUACUUCUACCAGCACAUCUACAACCACAACUACCACCACAUCUCCAACUACUACUACAGAGACAACUACCACCACAUCCCCAACUUCUACCACGACUCCAACUACCACUAGCACCACAUCUCCAACUACAACUACCACCACAUCUCCAACUACUACUACAGAGUCAACUACCACCACAUCCCCAACUACUGCCACGACUCCAACUAUCACUACAAUUCCAACUACCACCACAUAUCCAACCACAACUACCACCACAUCCCCAACUACAUCUACUUUGCCAACUUCCACCACAUCUUCAACUACAACUACCACCACGACUACAUCUACUUCUACCACCACAUAUCCAACCACAACUACCACCACAUCUCCAACUACAACUACAGAGCCAACUACCACCAUAUCUCCAACUUCUACCACGACUCCAACUACCACUACAUCCCCAACUACAACUACAACUACAACUACCACUACGACUCCAACUACUUCUACCACCACAUCUCCAACUACAACUACCACCACAUCUCCAACUACUACUACAGAGUCAACGACCACCACAUCCCCAACUACUGCCACGACAUCCCCAACUCCAACUACCACUACAACUCCAACUACCACCACAUAUCCAACCACAACUACCACCACAUCCCCAACUACAACUACUUUGCCAACUUCCACCACAUCUUCAACUACAACUACCACCAUGACUACAACUACUUCUACCAGCACAUCUACAGCCACAACUACCACCACAUCUCCAACUACUACUACAGAGCCAACGACCACCACAUCCCCAACUACAACUACCACUACGAUUCCAACUGCCACCACAUAUCCAACUACAACUACCUCCACAUCUCCAACUACUACUACAGAGCCAACUACCACCACAUCUCCAACUACUAUCACGACUCCAACUUCCACCACAUCUCCAACUACAACUACCACAACGACUCCAUCUACAACUACCACCACAUCCCCUACUACAAGUACCACAACAACUACAACUACCACCACGACUCCAACUACCACUACGACAACAACUACAACUACCACCACGACUCCAGCUACCACCACAUAUCCAACUACAACUACCACUACGACUCCAACUACUUCUACCACCACAUCUACAACUACUACUACAUCUCCAACUACCACCACUCCAAGUACCACCGCAUCCCUAACUACUACCACGACUCAAACUACCACCAUAUCCCCAACUACAACUACCACUACAACUACUUCUACCAGCACAUCUACAACCACAACUACCACCACAUCUCCAACUUCUACUACAGAGACAACUACCACCACAUCCCCAACUGCUACCACGACUCCAACUACCACUAGCACCACAUCUCCAACUACAACUACCACCACAUCUCCAACUACUACUACAGAGUCAACUACCACCACAUCCCCAACUACUGCCACGACUCCAACUACCACUACAAUUCCAACUACCACCACAUAUCCAACCACAACUACCACCACAUCCCCAACUACAUCUAUUUUGCCAACUUCCACCACAUCUUCAACUACAACUACCACCACGACUACAUCUACUUCUACCACCACAUAUCCAACCACAACUACCACCACAUCUCCAACUACAACUACAGAGCCAACUACCACCAUAUCCCCAACUACUGCCACGACAUCCCCAACUCCAACUACCACUACAACUCCAACUACCACCACAUAUCCAACCACAACUACCACCACAUCCCCAACUACAACUACUUUGCCAACUUCCACCACAUCUUCAACUACAACUACCACCAUGACUACAACUACUUCUACCAGCACAUCUACAGCCACAACUACCACCACAUCUCCAACUACUACUACAGAGCCAACGACCACCACAUCCCCAACUACUAUCACGACUCCAACUUCCACCACAUCUCCAACUACAACUACCACAACGACUCCAUCUACAACUACCACCACAUCCCCUACUACAAGUACCACAACAACUACAACUACCACCACGACUCCAACUACCACUACGACAACAACUACAACUACCACUAUGACUCCAGCUAUCACCACAUAUCCAACAGCAACCACCACUAUGACUCCAACUACCACCACAUCACCAACUACAACUACCACUACGACUCCAACUACUUCUACCACCACAUCUACAACUACUACUACAUCUCCAACUACCACCACAUAUCCAACCACAACUACCACCACAUCUCCAACUACUACUACAGAGCCAACGACCACCACAUCUCCAACUACAACUACCACUAUGACUCCAACUACCACCACAUAUCCAACCACAACUACCACCACAUCUCCACCUACAACUACAGAGCCAACUACCACCAUAUCUCCAACUACAACUACCACCACAUCCCCAACUACUGCCACGACUCCAACUACCACUAGCACCACAUCUCCAACUACAACUACCACCACAUCUCCAACUACUACUACAGAGCCAACUGCCACCACAUCCCCAACUACUGCCACGACAUCCCCAACUCCAACUACCACUACAACUCCAACUACCACCACAUAUCCAACCACAACUACCACCACAUCCCCAACUACAACUACUUUGCCAACUUCCACCACAUCUUCAACUACAACUACCACCAUGACUACAACUACUUCUACCAGCACAUCUACAGCCACAACUACCACCACAUCUCCAACUACUACUACAGAGCCAACGACCACCACAUCCCCAACUACUAUCACGACUCCAACUUCCACCACAUCUCCAACUACAACUACCACAACGACUCCAUCUACAACUACCACCACAUCCCCUACUACAAGUACCACAACAACUACAACUACCACCACGACUCCAACUACCACUACGACAACAACUACAACUACCACUAUGACUCCAGCUAUCACCACAUAUCCAACAGCAACCACCACUAUGACUCCAACUACCACCACAUCACCAACUACAACUACCACUACGACUCCAACUACUUCUACCACCACAUCUACAACUACUACUACAUCUCCAACUACCACCACAUAUCCAACCACAACUACCACCACAUCUCCAACUACUACUACAGAGCCAACGACCACCACAUCUCCAACUACAACUACCACUAUGACUCCAACUACCACCACAUAUCCAACCACAACUACCACCACAUCUCCACCUACAACUACAGAGCCAACUACCACCAUAUCUCCAACUACUAUCACGACUCCAACUACCACCACAUCCCUAACUACUACCACGACUCAAACUACCACCAUAUCCCCAACUACAACUACCACUACAACUACUUCUACCAGCACAUCUACAACCACAACUACCACCACAUCUCCAACUACUACUACAGAGCCAACUACCACCACAUCCCCAACUUCUACCACGACUCCAAUUACCACUACCACCACAUCUCCAACUACAACUGCCACCACAUCUCCAACUACUACUACAGAGUCAACUACCACCACAUAUCCAACUACUGCCACGACUCCAACUACCACUACAAUUCCAACUACCACCACAUAUCCAACCACAACUACCACCACAUCCCCAACUACAUCUACUUUGCCAACUUCCACCACAUCUUCAACUACAACUACCACCACGACUACAUCUACUUCUACCACCACAUAUCCAACCACAACUACCACCACAUCUCCAACUACAACUACAGAGCCAACUACCACCAUAUCUCCAACUUCUACCACGACUCCAACUACCACUACAUCCCCAACUACAACUACCACCACGACUACAACUACCACCACAUAUCCAACAACAACUACCACUACGACUCCAACUACUUCUACCACCACAUCUCCAACUACAACUACCACCACAUCUCCAACUACUACUACAGAGUCAACGACCACCACAUCCCCAACUACUGCCACGACUCCAACUACCACUAGCACCACAUCUCCAAUUACAACUACCACCACAUCUCCAACUACUACUACAGAGUCAACUACCACCAUAUCCCCAACUACUGCCACGACAUCCCCAACUCCAACUACCACUACAACUCCAACUACCACCACAUAUCCAACCACUACUACCACCAUAUCCCCAACUACAACUACUUUGCCAACUUCCACUACAUCUUCAACUACAACUACCACCACGACUACAACUACUUCUACCAGCACAUCUACAACUACAACUACCACCACAUCUCCAACUACUACAACAGAGCCAACUACCACCACAUAUCCAACUAUCACCACAUAUGCAACCACAACUACCACCAUAUCCCCAACUACUACUACAGAGCCAACUACCACCAUAUCUCCAACUACCUCCACAUAUCCAAUCACUACUACAGAGCCAACUACCACCACAUCCCCACCUUCUACCACGACUCCAACUACCACUACAUCCCCAACUACAACUACCACUACGACUCCAACUACCACCACAUAUCCAACAACUCCUACCACAUCCCCAAAUACAACUACAGAGCCAUCUACCACCACAUCUCCAACUACAACUACAGUGCCAACUACAACCCCAACCCUGACCUCUUCGACAGUAGCAACACCAAAAACAACAAAGAAAGUGGACUGCCCUGACUGGGGUGUUUCACAAAAUGAGACCUUCUAUUUUUGCAACUGCACCAUGGCCAGAUGCAUAGAGAACAACACAAUAGAAAUUAUUCCAUAUGAAUGUCCCCCUCUUCAAAACAUAACUUGCACCAAUGGAAAGGAACCAGUCCUUGUGUAUGAUGAGUACUACUGCUGUCAAUAUUAUACUUGUGACUGUGUAUGUGAAGGGUGGGGAGAUCCACAUUACAUCACAUUUGAUGGACUGUUCUACAGUUAUCAAGGAAACUGCACUUAUGUUUUGAUGAAAGAGAUUUUACCAACACAUAACUUGGAGAUUUAUAUUGACAAUAUCUUUUGUGAUCCAACUGAAGAUGUUUCUUGUCCCCGAUCAAUAACAGUGGCAUAUGUAUCACAAGUCAUUACACUCAUUAAUCAUAAUCUUAUUGGAGCUGCACAAUUGGAGGCACUGAAAAAUGGAGAAAGUUUAAACCUACCUUAUUCGCAACAAGGUGUUAAGAUUGUGAAUUCAGGUCUGAACCUGAUUUUAGAGAUUCCUCGACUAAAAGUGGUUAUUACAUUUGGAAUAACUGGCUUCAGCGUAACCCUUCCAUUCCAGUACUUUGGCAAAAACACACAGGGCCAUUGUGGAACAUGCAACAAUAACCAGGCUGAUGACUGCAUGUUGCCUGGAGGUAAGCUGGUGGAAAGCUGUGCAGUGAUGGCUGACUAUUGGCCUGUUGAAGACCCUUACAAACCCAACUGCUCAAUACCACCAGCACUACCUACCAGUGCACCUGAACCACCACCUACCUUAGCUCCAUGCAAACCAGACUCCAUGUGUGACCUGCUUAAAAGCAGUGUCUUUGCAGAGUGCCAUCCAUUUGUCUCUCCAGAAAAUUUCUACAGAGGUUGUGUAUUUGAUAGCUGUCAUGUUUCCAACCCAACAGUGGAAUGCACAAGUUUACAGACUUAUGCUGCAGCCUGUGCUCAGGCUGGAGUUUGCAUUUACUGGAGGAACCACACCAAACUGUGUGCUGGUGAAUGCCCAUCAGGCAAAGUUUACAAGCCUUGUGGUCCUGUAGAACAGCCAACCUGUGAAGACAAUCCCAGUGAACCAACUAUGAACUAUACUACUGAGGGCUGCUUCUGUCCUGAUGGAAUGAAACUUUUUAACCAGGAGUCUGGAAUAUGUGUUGAAAAAUGUGGAUGUCUUGAUCCUGAGGGCAUUCCUCGUGAGUUCAAUGAAAGAUUUGAGUACAAAUGCCAGGACUGCAUCUGUGAAGAAUCCACCAGGACUGUGACUUGCAAGCCUAAGGUGUGCCCACCAUCAGCCACUACAGACUGCUCUGCUCCUGGGUUUGUCCUUGUCAACCAGACCAGUCUGUCAGACCCCUGCUGUUCUGUCUAUGUUUGCCAAUGUCAAGCUAACACCUGCCCAGUCACCAAUAUGAACUGUCCAAUUGGAUAUAAGCCAGUUGUCAGUGUCCCUGUGGGAAAAUGCUGUCCAGAACAUAGAUGUGAACCUAAAAGAGUUUGUGUUCACAGAGAAACUGAAUACCAGCCUGGUUCUUCAGUUCCUGUGAUUGCAUGUCAGGAUUGUACCUGUGCCAAUGAGAUUGACCCAAAAUCUGGUCUAUUAAAAAUAAUUUGUGUGUUUCAACAAUGUAAAGAAAGCUGCGAACUGGGAUAUGAAUAUGUGGAAACUGAUUCAGAUGAAUGCUGUGGGAAGUGUGUACAGACACACUGUGUUGUCAGCAUUAAUGGAACCAAACAACUUUUGACUCAAGGAGAAACCUGGUCACAACCGGAGAAUAAGUGUGAACAUUACACCUGUGUCAAGAAUGGUGAGACUUUAACAGCAAGUCAUUCACAGACUGUCUGCCCACCCUUCCAAGAGAGCAACUGCCAACCUGAAACAAUUCAAACUGCAGCAAACGGCUGUUGCAAAAUUUGCGUGGAGAAGGAGAAGGGAUGCAAGUUAAUGUCCAUGAAAACCCAUAUUACAUUCAACGGUUGUCAGUCUGCCCAGGAGGUAGAGAUGCCAUAUUGUGAAGGAUCCUGCAACACUUACACCAUGUACUCUGAAGCAGCAGCAGCGAUGGAGCAUUCCUGCUCAUGCUGUAAGGAGAUAAACUUCAGCAAUCGCACUGCUGACCUUGUCUGCCUGAAUGGAGACACGGUCCCCUACACAUACAUGUAUGUGGAGCAGUGUGGUUGUACCAAGACCGACUGCACCAGAGCUGGACAUCAUGUUCGCAGGAAGAGAAGCUUCACACUGCUGUGA